Pyrus x bretschneideri (Chinese white pear) is the source of this 2333-nucleotide messenger RNA. RefSeq names its product heavy metal-associated isoprenylated plant protein 43-like. The transcript is spliced from 2 exons. The record is from RefSeq and is a predicted model, not a curated record. Gene Ontology annotation, molecular function: metal ion binding. Bases 1639 to 2031 code for a protein of 130 amino acids. Lineage: Eukaryota; Viridiplantae; Streptophyta; Magnoliopsida; Rosales; Rosaceae.
AAAAAUUUGAACCUGGACCGUUGGAUUAACCAACGGCCCAGUAAUCAAUCACCGUUAGAUUUGUAAAGCAGCCCAACGGCUACUUUGUUGCAAUUAUUGCGCAGGGAACAGCCCACGUGGGGCUGUCGGGUGGGAAUCCGAAUUGGCGCGUGCGGCGCGUGGGAGAGUGGAUGAAAGGAAAGUGGGCUUCACAGCCCGUGUUUCACUCACAACAGGUAGGGCACAUAAUGAGUUUUGGCCUAAAAACGGGCUGGUAUUUGGCCUUCUUUUAAGUUUUGGGUUUUAGGUUUUAUUUAGCACAUGGGUUGGAGUGGGUUUUGGGGGGAAAAAAAAGGGGAAUUUUAGGUUAUAGGCCAUUGUUGGAGAUGGUCUUAAAACCCCAGGAAUGAAGGAAACCGGUGCUCCAUCGCCCUGCAAACAACACCACAAAAUCCACAAACAAAAAACCAAGGAAUCCAAUGGGAAAACACAACACACCAGAGACAGAGCCAAUAAAGGCAAACAGGAGGAAGGAGGUGGUGCGAACACCUUGAACCAUAACUCUACUCACCUUCUGAUAAAUCCGCAACAAAAUGUGGUUAAGAGAUGUGAUUGCAAACCGUGGAAUCGUGAGGGGAUGGAGCAAAUUGGUCCGAGGUUCUAGGGUUUUCUUGUUUUGUUUUUGUUUGUACUGGACUUCGAGACUUGUUUUGGGCUCUUUUUUGUGUGCUUUUGAGGCCCAAUUUCUUUUGUUAUGUACUUAAGUUGUGGUUGGACCUCUGUGUAACUUUACUUGGCCUUUGCCCUGGAAUAAUAUUUCCAGUUUACCAAAAGAAAAAAAAAAAAAAAAACUAUUUUCCUUGUUUGAGUUACAUAUCAUUUGGCAAAGUACUUGGCUUUUUCAUACAACAGAUCACAAUUUUAUAUAUUUAUGAACUAUUUGCAUAAUUUUAAUGAGGUAUUUUUACAUGUACAAAUAAAUUGUGAUUUACAAAUAAAGAAAAUAUAUCUUUUAUUUUACAUAUAAGUAUGACAAGCAAAUUUGACCUCAACUAGUUGACUUGUAUACAAGUGCACGAAACCUAAAUAAAAAAACGCUUUGUUUGGCAUGCUCUCCACUUUGUUUGAAUAACAAGGCAUAUCUUGAUGAUUUCAUAAUAUAUGUAAGCCACUUUAGACAAAUUAAGUGAGGAAAAAGAUUAUAUAUGGAUCAUAGCAUAUAGUCAAAAUAGUCCCUAUCCUUUGAUUGAUCGGAUUACUUUGUCAACAUAUACUUUUGUUCUUUUUCCUCUCAUAUAUUUUUUAUUUAGCUUGUGUCUUGAAUUUCCUCACAUAUUGAUGUAUCUAAUAUAAAUGACAUAUGGUGGAUGGUGGUUGGGAAUCAAAUUGGGUCAAAUAAGAACAAGUCAAUGAAACAUAUAGGUUUCAUCUCCUUCACUUUGGCAGGCUUGAUUUUGAUCAAGUUGGUGAUACAAAAUAUAUGUUGUUUACUUAGGAUUUAUAUAUAUAUAUUAAGGCCAAUUGGACAAAAUCGACCAGCUUAAUUGAGAUGAGCUUAUCUAGCUAGUAACUAGGGAGUGAACAAAGCUCCAUAUAUUACACCGCCUUUAUAGCUAGUUUAGAGAGAGAGAGAGAGAGAGUUGAAGCUCUAGCUCUUCAAUGGUACAAAGGACUGUCCUCAAGGUUGAUAUAUCAUGCCUAAAAUGCAAGAAGAAGCUCCUCAAGGCAGUGUCUGGCCUACAAGGUGUGGAUAAAGUUGAAGUUGAUGCAACCAAAGGAACUUUGACUGUAACAGGCAACUGUGAUCCCUAUGAAAUAAUUGUUCGAACUAGAAAAGCAGGUAAAUUUGCUGAAGUAGUGAGUAUUGGGCCGCCUCCUGCUCCACCUAAACCUGCAGAAAAGAAGCCCGAAGUGAAGAAACCUGAAGAAAAAAAACCAGACCAGAAGGUCGAACACCUUCACAUGCCCCAUAACUGUGAAGAAUGUCAAAGAUUGGCCAUUGUAAGGCUGGAGCCUAGUUAUGAUCACAACCCCUCCUGUUCUAUCAUGUGAUGAUAAAGUCAAAUAACCCAUGAUAUUGUCAAGGUCGAUGAUUUUGUAUGAUCUAUCAAUUUGUCAGUUGGGUUAGAGUUUGUUAAGCUCAAUCAUUCGCCUGCCGAUUAGUUGGAGACUUUUAAUAGUUGAUGUAUGCAUGUGAAUCUCAUUGUGGAACUUACAUGCAUGUUGAAUGCUAUAGAGCUAUGUGAAUUGUAUUCACAAACAAAAAUAAUCAUGUGUAAGACUUAAAGCUCGUAAAAAUUAGAGUGAUAAUAUUGAUGUCAUUCAUAUUGUUCACACGCACACCUUAUAAUUUA